Mastomys coucha (southern multimammate mouse) is the source of this 812-nucleotide messenger RNA. RefSeq names its product mitochondrial ribosomal protein L32 (gene Mrpl32). Gene Ontology annotation, cellular component: mitochondrial large ribosomal subunit. The record is from RefSeq and is a predicted model, not a curated record. NCBI's taxonomy places the organism in Eukaryota, Metazoa, Chordata, Mammalia, Rodentia, Muridae. The transcript has 3 exons. Gene Ontology annotation, molecular function: structural constituent of ribosome. Gene Ontology annotation, biological process: translation. Bases 74 to 637 code for a protein of 187 amino acids.
CUCUGAACGCGGAGGCGGGGAAGUGGGCGGACUUACGCCUGCUCUCAGCUCGCGUCUUGCUCUUGGGAGAAUCAUGGCUACUUCGCUGCUGCUGCUGUCAUUAUCUUGGCCGGUGCGGCCCGGACCGCUCCAGAGGUGCUGGGAGCUGCUGCAACGGCAACUGCAGCAGAGCUGGAGUCGCUUUGCCAGUCCACACUGGGCACCAGCAUUAGCAGUCCCAAGUCCAUCCAUCCUCACAGAACCAGGACAUGAUACCAGUGAAAAUGAAGAGAAUUCCAGCUUUUUAGGUAGUAUCUUUUGGAUGGCAGCUCCCAAGAACAGACGCACCAUUGAAGUUAACAGAUGUAGGAGAAGAAACCCUCGCAAGCUUAUUAAAAUUAAGAACAAUAUAGACAUGUGUCCUGAAUGUGGUCAUCUGAAGCAGAAACAUGUCCUUUGUGGCUAUUGCUAUGAGAAAGUAUGCCAAGAGACAACAAAAAUCAGACAACAAAUAUGGGCUCAAGAAGGGGGUCCUUUCAAAACUCCUUCCGUUGAGACUGUGGUACUGUACACAGGAGAGAAACCAUCAGAAAAGGAUCAGGGCAAGAGGAUUGUUGAAAGAAACAUAAAGAGGCCAUCUUGGUUCACCCAGAAUUGAACUAAAAAAUGUUCAAAGGAUAAUUUCAUGUUAGGCAGUUAUUUAAAAUCAGGUGUCUUCAUUUUCAUGUUGUGCCUGUUUUUCAAAUUAUCAAUGGAUUUUGUUAGCUAUUCCUUUUAAAUGAGGUCAUUUGAAGACUGUAUCAUGAAUAAACUCAGCAUGUUUAUAUAAAGGC